Molecule: messenger RNA, 2673 nt
Organism: Melampsora larici-populina 98AG31
Lineage: Eukaryota; Fungi; Basidiomycota; Pucciniomycetes; Pucciniales; Melampsoraceae
Exons: 3
Coding region: 1-2673 (890 amino acids)
Source: RefSeq, a predicted model, not a curated record
AUGUACAACGAGAAACUCCCGCGCUGGAUACCGAUCUUACUGUCGUGGCUUGGAGGACUGUCAACCUUACACUACAAGACUCAUUUCGCCACUCUGUUCAAACAAAUCCAGAAGACUGAUCUAUCAGACAGAGAAAAAAGGCGCCUGGUCAAACAGGUUGUGGAUUUUUCUGCCGCUCAGAAAAAUGGAUUCAUUGAUGCAUACAUGGAGGUAUUCAACGUGCAUGAUCGAAAAAUAGCCUUUUCGAAGUUGCACGGCUGCGAACAGCAUUAUCAACAGGCGGUCACUCGUAUUUUGAAAAAUCACAAAGUUGUGAAGGUUAAUAUGGUGGGUACUUGGAAGAAACUGUGUCAAGAGCUUCUUCUCCCGGAUGAACCUGGACUUCCGAAUCUUGACCAAAGACUCAAAGACUUGCGACGAUUAUUUCCAUUGGCGAAAAAGUGGAUCGAUUGGUGGUACGCGGCGGAUGUCCAAGCCAUUCUCUUCCCUGCGCAUAAGCGUAUUCCUGAAGAUGACCCGCCAUUGCCUGAAGAAGAAUCCGAUGACAAAGGAGAGGCUCAACCACGCCGCUGCGCGGAUUUACCCAAAACGACCAAUGCGCAGGAAUCCUUACACCGAGUCUAUUACAUGCUCUGUGAUGGCAAGUGUGGGAUCAUCGGCGGGAUGAUUCAACUGUUUGCCUUUGUAUCAAGUUUAGAGCGCGACUACGAGGCACGAUGCAAAGGCAUCGCAGUAACUUACGGUUCCAGCAAUCAAAAUUGGCAAGAUGUUGUUACGUCUUUAGGCAUGGCCAAACCCACUAAACGCCGAUAUGUUGCAAAUGACGGCCGUGCACCGGAUACCACCCAAGAACUGCUUGAUGGUGCCAAUGCUAAAUCCGGAAAACCGUCCAAGAAGAAAGGUCCUGGACGUCCUCGAGGUUCCCAGAACGUCAAUCGAAGUGCUUUGACGACAUACAAGUCUUAUACGUCAGGCACAACCAUUGGAACACUGAAUCGAUGCUGGCAGACUGCCACGCUGGAAUCCCUCUACGCUCUUUGGGGUCCACUUUGGAGUGACCACACACACGUCAAUGGGACAUCUUUGCCCACGAUAAUCAUUCAACAUUUCACCGGACGUUGCGAUGGUGAAAUGAAUGAAGGGAAACACCUCGGCAGUUUAUUGAAACGAGGCCAGAACAUCAUAAACAAAGCCAUUCAAGCUCUCAAACCGGAGUCUUACACGUCCGACAAGUUUUGUUCUGCCAAUGGAUUCAUGGACAUGAUAGUCGAACACCCGCACACAAGGCCUCUUUUUGCUAUCAACGUGACUAAGACCUUGAUAUGCCAUUGCAACAGCGCUCACAAUCGAGCUACAACUCGAUCUUUGGGUGGUUUCCGUCUUUUCCCCUCGAUAUUCAGGGAGUCUGUGGUUGCUUAUGGUCAACUGGACCUAUUGCUAGAAGAAUUAUUCACUGAAGGUGUCCUCACCGAACCCGGCCUUGUAUGCCGACAAUGUCAUCCAAUUACGAAAGGCCAGGAGGAAGAGGACCCAACAAUGUAUGAUCAACGUAUGAAGAUUGAACAUACAUCCUUACCUUUGCAUCUCUACUUUCUCAUGGACAACGUCAUGGCUUUAGAUACCAAGGAAAGAGGACAUUACAUGGGCGAGUCCAACUGGCCCGCGCGUAUAGUAGUUGGUGAAGCCCAAUAUCAGAUGGUCACCCGUGGAUUCUGGGGUGGCAAUCAUUAUUGGUGCCAAGUGGUGCGCUCAGUUGAAGGCGUUUUGGGCGUAUGGCAUUACGACGAGCUCAAGAAUGCAGGAUUUGCUCAGCUAAUAUCCCGCGACGUAGACAGCAUUUCUGGGUGUAUUGCUGACACCGGCUGGACAUGUUACACGCGGGUUCCAUUCAAAGCUGAAUCUAUCAAGAUCAAACAAGCCCUUCUGGACAUGAUGAAGAAGUUUCCAACCCGUCACCUCUCAAUCCCUUUCACAUUGCCUACCAGCACGAUGCCAUUUGGAGGAGGCCUUCCUUCUCUCACUGACGACGGCCUUUUAACCAACGCCUUACCCGAAGAGGCUUCUUUGCCAGUUGGUACUGAUGCUAAUGCUGAUGAAGAACACCUCAACGACAACGAGGACGUUCUCUACGACACACUCAAUGUUCUCUACAAUACCGACGAGCCUCUGAGCAAUAAUGACGAGCCUCUCGACCUCAAAUUCGGACCUCUUGAUCAUGUGGGUGUCAUACAAACCGAAGACGCCGACGUGGAGGUUGAUGAGCUAUCUCAUCAACCUUCUGAGGAACUCGAGACGCCUUUGAACCCUGUCAAAUUGAGGAUCAAGUUGGCCAUACCAAAUUCAAAUUUGAAUUCGUCAAAUUUCGAUGAGGACCUUGCACCACCAGUAGCCUCCACAGACGUCCAACCACGUAAUGUCCCUUCCUUAACUAGUUUUCAUGGUUCUUUGCAGGACACUGACUUGUUCCCAAUGCUGCAUACAGGUACCAAGCGCACGCGCAAUGCUACAAACAAGUCUGAUCCCUCACAAGCGGAAGACAGCUCUGCAGCGGCUAAACGAAAGGCUGCAGCUGAUAAGCGCAAGGCUACAGCUGAUAAGCGCAAAGCUGCAGCUGCAAAGGGGCGCCAGGCUGCGGCGGAGAACCGCGAGCGGCUUAAGAAGUUGAGGGAAUAG